Molecule: messenger RNA, 1108 nt
Organism: Megalobrama amblycephala (Wuchang bream)
Lineage: Eukaryota; Metazoa; Chordata; Actinopteri; Cypriniformes; Xenocyprididae
Product: leukocyte cell-derived chemotaxin-2-like
Exons: 5
Coding region: 453-929 (158 amino acids)
Source: RefSeq, a predicted model, not a curated record
GUUUACUGUAACAUGCGGCACGUAUUAAUUAUCGGCCGAGUGCUUCCGUAUUGUCAUGUUUUUCUUCUUAUCUGAUUAUAUUAUCUGAUUAUUGGUUUACGUGCCCCACUUGCUCUCCCUUCGUACCCUUUCCUUCCCUAUUUAUUCUCCGUGUUCUCAGUCUGGUGCCAGUUCGUCGUUGUUACUCAUCCUGAGUGAACCUCUUUAGGUCAUCCCAUUAUUUCCAGUCCUGUCCUGCCGUGUCCAGGGUUUUCUACCUAUCCAGCUGUGCCGGUGGAUCCUGCAUUUUCCCCUCAGGGUAGAUUUUGUUUUUGUUUUUAUUUUAUCAAUUGCUAAAGCCAACUGAACUUUGCAUUUGAGUCCUUACUACAUCCUUACCCACAAACCUGACACAAACAGACUGAGGACAACAGCAGAGAAGAAAGCAUCUGAAAACAAACGCUUAUAGCAUCAUGAGACUUUACAUCCUUCUCGGUUUUCUGCUUUUGGCAGUGUUUUGCAGCUCUCUUGUUGAUGCUAGACAAGUGAAAUUUGGCACCCUCUGCAGUCGUAACCCAAGUAAUCGUAAAAGAGGAUGUGAUAAAAAGUAUGGCUGUGGACACUAUGGAGCCAGCCGUGGGAAUCGGAAACAUAUGGGUCUUGACAUUGUGUGUGCUGACGGAGACACAGUUGUUGCUCCAUUUGAUGUGAAGUUAAAUGGCAGAUCUAAACCAUACUCACAGAACAACGCUAUCAAUGAUGGCAUUAACUUGAGCGGACAAGGUCUCUGCUUCAAGCUGUUCUACGUUAAGCCAGACCGUUACUCUGGGACCAUAAAGAAAGGGCAGAGGAUCGGACGUAUGCUCCCAAUGCAGAGGGUUUAUCCUGGCAUCACUUCUCAUGUUCACGUUCAAAUGUGUGACAGAUCAGAUCCCACCAAGUAUUUCUGAUGCUGAUGUCGAUGACCAACUGCAACUAUCAAACCACUUCAAAAUCUUCUGCCAUUACUCUAAAAAAAUAAUUCAAGGGACCUGUUACAAAUUAAAUUCCAAGUUAAAAAUGAUCAUUUAUUGAUUUAAUUAAGCUGCAAACAUUAUUUUUUUUAGUUCUUUAGUUCAUAAUAAUGUUG